GCCGGGAGUGCCUCGACCCUGGUACACGUUAUGCAUAGCAAUCUGUCGAACAGCUGACUUUAAUGCGACGAGCACCAGCGUAUAAAUACGGAUGCGUGGCGUAAUCUUGUUGUAUUUUGAAAGCUGUCGAGAGUGGAGAAGUCAGCUACUCAGAAUAAGUGCAUCCUUCAUGGUUGAUACAAUGUUAUACAGGGCCGUUCUUGCAAUUUCACUUGUCGCAGUGUGGGCAUCAGCUGCACGGGGAUUUGACAACUCGUACAUGCUAUUAUCGCCGCGCACAGUGCGCUUAGGCCUGCCGUAUGAGAUCAGUGUCUCUGUAAUGCCCAAGUUGAAGGCACCGGUUCACAUUCGGGCUGAAAUACUUCAAGAGAAUAUAACCAUAGCCAUGGCAUCGGGCGAUUUCAGAGCAGGACAACCAGGGAAGUUAACAUUGCAGGUGCCACGGGACGUAAAGCCUAUCAGAAUAUAUAGGUACUACACCUACUACGGGAACUUUAAGCUCAAAGUGGAAGGCAGGGGUGGAGUUCAAUUUAAAAACGAAACAUGGCUGAGUAUGAGUCAAAAGAGCCUCUCUGCCUUCAUCCAGACGGAUAAAGCCAUAUACAAACCUGGACAAACAGUUCGCUUCAGAGCGUUUGCUACGGGCCCUGAUCUGAAACCACUGCUGUCUCCUAUCACUGUUGAAAUAUUUGACACAAAAGGUAACAAAGUUAAGCAACUGAAGGACGUUCAAGAACCUAGCGGCAUUGUCGCCGGGGAGUUGGCUUUACCAACAGAACCUGUCUUGGGGAAUUGGAGGAUCAAAGCAACAGUUCUGGGUGAAAGCACCGAGAAAAACUUUGAAAUCAAGGAAUAUGUUUUGCCUAAGUUUGAAGUGACUCCGUCCCUGCAGUCAAUUAUCUUGAAGACAGAUACCACAUUUACCGGGAAAGUGACGGCCAAGUAUACCUACGGCAAACCGGUGCAAGGCACGGUCACCAUCAGGGCAGUGCCAACAUGCUGUAAGAUAUGGGACUACAAGGGAAGGAUUGGCGUGGAACAAGACUUGUCGUUGGACCCGGUCACAGGGGAGGCCCCCUUCACCAUUACAAUAGCUGACCUGAAGAAUGGUCAUAGCUCCUUGCAGGGCGUUAAGAUAGAAGCAAACGUCACCGAAACCCUGACUGGAAUCACUCUGUCUGGUGAAACAUCACAGCAAUUUGUGGACAGUCCUUACAAGAUAGAAUGGCUGCUGAACUCGCCAAGCUCUUUCAAGCCAGGGUUGCCGUACAAGGGAUACGUAAAAGUGGAGUACCAGGACGGCAUGCCACUUGGACGAACCGGAAUCCUUAACAUCAGCACAACUAUCCAGUAUAAGAACCCCUGGCCCGUGUACAUCAAUGCGUUCCUCACCAAAUUAGGCGGGAAUUACAUCUUCCCAAUCCCUGAGGAUGGUCUUGUGGAGGUGACGCUAACACCACCUAGCGAGGCUACGCAAUUCAAUAUGUUGGCAAACUAUGAAGACGGCUACGGCAUCAAGUCGGUCAGUCGAAUGUACUCCCCGAGCGAAAACUAUAUGCAGUUGAAAGUGGUUGCGGAGGCAGAAACUGUAGCCGUUGCGGGUACAACAGCUACGUUCCAGGUGACCACUACAGAGCCAGUGAGCAAGAUCUUCUACCAGAUCCUUGGCCGAGGAGAGAUAGAAGCUUCCGGCAGAGUAACACUGAGCUCAGAUAACACAUUCGAUGUGGUGCUGACCCCCAAUAUGGGCCCCCAAGCCGAUAUGGUUGCAUAUUACGUACGGCAGGACGGAGAGAUCGUCAAUGAUGGCAUCACAUUCAUGGUUGACGGUGCUAUUCAGAACGCUGUCACCUUGAAAGUGUCCAAGAAUGAGACAGAGCCAGGGACCAAUGUGGACGUGGAGGUGACCGCUGACCCGGACUCUACUGUAUGUCUAUUGGCCGUAGACCAGAGCGUGCUGUUACUGAGGAGCGGAAAUGACGUCACCAAAGACAACGUUUUAAGGGAGAUAAGCCUAUAUGGCGGUAGACCAACAUAUUAUCCAUACUAUAGGUGGUGGCCUUCCAUCAUCUCUGGCACGGACGCUGAGGAUAUCUUUAGGAACGCCGGUCUUGUGUAUCUGACGGAUUUCUUGGUUUACCAACACCAACAAACAUAUUACUACUCUUCAAGAAUGUCAUCAAUCAGUGGGCCUAGCCUCGCGGUUCCAGAUUCAGUCGAUAGUGACGUAGCAGAGAGUUUGCAAGACGUGGGCAGAGUUCGAACCCUGUUCCCUGAAACAUGGCUGUGGAACAACAUAACCACAACAUCCUCUGCCCCAGUGACCAUAUCAGAUACCGUCCCUGAUACCAUCACUUCUUGGGUGGCCAGUGCCUUCGCUGUCAACCCCAACACUGGGCUUGGAGUAGUUGAGCAACCGACCAAACUAAGAGUAUUCAAAAGCUUCUUUGUGUACAUCAACCUGCCAUAUUCUGUCACGAGAGGAGAAAUAGUCAUCAUUCAGCCUAUAGUGUUCAACUAUCUAACACAGGAUAUGAUGGUAACCGUGACCUUGAAAAAUAAUGGGGGAUUCCAGAGCCAAAUCCGUGACGCCAGUGGAAAACUCACUACGACUGCAGUGGAUCAGGUGGAACAUGUCUUGGUAAAGGCCAACACCGGCAAGUCUGUAUUCUUCCCUGUGAUUCCCACGAGUCUUGGCAAGAUAGACGUGGAGGUGCACGCCCAGGCCAGCAUGGCCGCCGAUGGAGUCAGGAGACAGCUCUUAGUGGAGCCCGAAGGGGAUCCGCGGGAGUCGAACAUAGCACGGAUGAUAGUGAAAGAAGCCAAUGCACUUUACAGCGAGAACAUACCCAUUGUCUUGCCGGAGAAUGUGGUACCAGAUACCGCCAGACUGUCUGUCUCGGUUAUAGGCGAUCUAAUUGGCAACAUAGUGGGCAACCUGGACAACCUGAUCCGUCUUCCUACCGGAUGCGGCGAGCAGACGGUGUCUGCCCUGGCCCUGGACGUUUAUGUCGCCAAGUACCUGAAGGCAGUGGGGCUGUUGACAGGAGAGAAGAAGGAAAUGUUGUUAGGAUUCAUAGAGAAAGGGAUACUAAGUGAGAUGAAAUUUCAAAAUAAUGAUGGUUCCUUCGGAUUUUGGGGAGAGACUGGAAGCACAUGGGUGACAGCUUAUGUUAUGAAAAUUAUCCACCUGGCCAAGGAAUUCGUUUAUGUUGAUGGCGAAGUUCUCCGUAAAGGUCUAGGCUACCUAAUCGGCAAACAGGACCCGUUAGGAUCUUUCCCAGAGAUUGGCAAUAUUUACAACACAUAUUUGCAGGGAGGAUCUGGCAGAAAUAUUCCUCUUACUGCUUUCGUCCUUAUCGCUCUGAAAGAAAAUGACGAUCUGGUUAACGCUAAUUGGUUGGAAUUUCAUGCUGCUAUGGACAGUGCUGUCAGGUAUCUGGAAUCUCAGAUCGACUCCCUGAAUACUUCCUAUCCGCUUGCCAUCGUUUCCUACGCGCUACAUCUGGCAGAGAGCCCAAGGGCAGGGGAGGCUUGGACUAAACUCCACGCACUGGCCACCGUUGAAGGUGGGCUGAAGUACUGGCAGAUCAGCGACACUCCCCGCUGUCGAUACCGCUACUGUUAUAACCCGCCCACACAGGAGGUGGAGACGGCCGCUUAUGCCCUCAUGGUCCACAGCCUGAAGAACGAAUCCAAUGCAGGGAUUCCUAUCCUGAAAUGGCUGGUGACGGAGCAGAACUCUUACGGUGGUUUUGGUUCCACUCAGGUAAGGGAUGGUCCAUGCUGUGAACGACUAAGAGUAUUCAAAAGCUUCUUUGUAUACAUCAACCUGCCGUAUUCUGUCACGAGAGGAGAAAUAGUCAUCAUUCAGCCUAUAGUGUUCAACUAUCUAAUACAGGAUAUGAUGGUAACCGUGACCUUAAAAAAUAAUGGGGGAUUCCAGAGCCAAAUCCGCGACGCCAGUGGAAAACUCACUACGACUGCAGUGGAUCAGGUGGAACAUGUCUUGGUAAAGGCCAACACCGGCAAGUCUUUAUUCUUCCCUGUGAUUCCGACGAGUCUUGGUAAGAUAGACGUGGAGGUGCACGCCCAGGCCAGCAUGGCCGCCGAUGGUGUCAGGAGACAGCUGUUAGUGGAGCCCGAAGGGGAUCCGCGGGAGUCGAACAUAGCACGGAUGAUAGUGAAAGAAGCCAAUGCACUUUACAGCGAGAACAUACCCAUUGUCUUGCCGGAGAAUGUGGUACCAGAUACCGCCAGACUGUCUGUCUCGGUUAUAGGCGAUCUAAUUGGCAACAUAGUAGGCAACCUGGACAACCUGAUCCGUCUUCCUACCGGAUGCGGCGAGCAGACGGUGUCUGCCCUGGCACUGGACGUUUAUGUCGCCAAGUACCUAAAGGCAGUGGGGCUGUUGACAGGAGAGAAGAAGGACAUGUUGUUAGGAUUCAUAGAGAAAGGGAUACUUAGUGAGAUGAAAUUUCAAAAUAAUGAUGGCUCCUUCGGAUUUUGGGGGGAAACUGGAAGCACGUGGUAA
Messenger RNA from Lingula anatina, 4534 nucleotides. RefSeq names its product CD109 antigen-like. The record is from RefSeq and is a predicted model, not a curated record. Gene Ontology annotation, cellular component: extracellular region. Lineage: Eukaryota; Metazoa; Brachiopoda; Lingulata; Lingulida; Lingulidae. Gene Ontology annotation, molecular function: endopeptidase inhibitor activity.